GAACAGCAUUUCUGUAUCACUGCCUUGACUCCUCUGCGGUGGGUGGGGACCUGCAGUAUCAGCAAGCUGAGCUAUUUACUUGUUUUUAACAAGGGAAAAUACAGUGAAUUCCUAUUUGGAAGUGAUCCACGAUCUUUUAAUGCCAGCGUUUGGUUUUGAUUUUUAUUUAAAGAAUGGCUCUUUUUCCUCUUUAUUUAUAACUAUAUGUAAUGGAAAAGAUUGUUUCACUAGCCUGUCUUUCAUUACAGUAGACGACCAAAUAUCAGUUAUUUUUGCUUAUACCAGUUUACAUAACGUAUCUCUGCAUUCUCUUUUUCUAGUGGUGGCACUGAUUUUAGUAUUGCUUGAAUUGUCAGAAAUUUCAUUUAUAGUUUCUCUUUUCUUUCUUCAAGCUCAAAAGAAGGGGAGAUAAAUGUUAUACAGUGCUAUAUAAUGCUUUGUUGAUGGCCUGAGUGUACACAUAAAUCUGUUUUCUUAUUUAAUUCUAAGCAUAAAUAUAAGACGUGUGAGACUUGGAGUAUUCUCUAUAUAGUACAGACUGAGUGGGCCAAACACAGGGUUUUUGCUUUUGAUCAGACAUCUCUAGUUUUCACUCUAGAAUGAAAUUUGGGGUUUUAUCAGUUAGUAUUUUUUUCUCUGUGUACUUUGUUUCGGAGUUUAUCUCUCUUUGCAUGUCUAGAGUUUCCUAGCAGUGUAGUCUCUGAUACUUGGUGCUAACUUUGAUCUUGAUUCUGCAGAAUUUAUAUACUGAAUUGCAAAGUCCUGGAUUGAUAAAGUAUGGGUUAUUCACUUGAAACUGACGAAGUUCUUUGUUUCUUUUAAAAAAUGAAUGCUAUAUUUUAUGUGGCUGUUGUAUACCUUUUCUGGGUUGCUCUUCCUUUCUAAUUUUACAUUAUAAAAUAGUUGGGAAGAAAACCUUUGGCAACUGGAAACAGGCAGCUCCUGGGUGGAUAUUGAAUGUCCUGGCAGAGAUAGGAGAAAGAGCUAAUGACAGCGGCUAAAGUGAAACAACACUAGCCAAGACUGAAGUUUUUGUACUGGAUUAGAUACAGGUCACUACAGUUAAACAGGUGUAAUAAUAUACUGCUUGUGUUUACAUAGUGCUGUUUGCAUCUGCUACAGAUGCGGAGUUUGGAAAAGAUCUGGACUGCCCGCUAGUAACAACUCAGCUGGUGACAGCGUUGUGUACAAGGGAACAUACAUGGUAGCAUCAGACAUAUGCUGAGUGUUAGGGUCUGGUGGUUCACUGCAAAUGAUCACAAAGAGGGUGACCAAUCCCGUGAUUAUAUAAAUCUAUUGGAGUUUCUCUUCUUGCUUAUUGGAAGGGGGCAUUGGUAGGGAAUCUCUUUCUGGAGGUCCAAGAAAAGAUUACCUGCAGUUUUAGGCAGGCUGGCUCACUACAAGGUAAUGGAAAUUCUUGUAAUUUUGUGUGAAAAGGAGAUGAACUGGACAGAUGAUAAUUUCUGACUUCGGUUUCCAAAGUGAAAUAAACAUGAAAGCUCCCACUUUAUUUUUUAAACUUUGUCUUAGUUUAAAAUAUUCUGUUACGUUGGAUUGCUGUGUUUUUUGGUUGUUAUGCAGGAAGAGAGAAGACCUUGCUUGAAAUAGCAAGCAGCACAUCAUUAGGGGUGUACAGAAAAUGGUGUCUGGAAGAGUUGGAAACAUUCAUAAAUUAAAAACAGUAGAUGGAGACUGAAUGGUGUUACGUUGUUGAUGAGUAGUUUAUGCCACAAAGCAGAAGUGCUUCUAAAAAUGUUGAAGUGGGCCGUUUUGUGUAAGCAAUGUUUUCAGCAGUGUCAGAUUUGCAUAGGUGGCCACAGAUUUGACACAAACUGUGCCAGGCCUUUUGUGAUCCAAGAUUUCCCAGACUUCCAAAUGGAAAAGGUUUGGGCUCCCAGAUGAGUUUAAAAUUAAAUAGAAACCCAAAAUAUUACUAUUUUACAAAUAAUCUCAACCUACUCUCUGAGGCGUUUGCUCCCAGCACGCUUAGUGCUGGACGGGUUUGCUGAAGGGUGGUGGUGGGGAGGGCAAUACACAGUAUUUUUCCAUAGUGCCUGCUGAGACCUCUUUGCCGUUGGUUUUGCUGUGCAUUGGCUAUUUGGAAUGCAGGAGGGGACAGAGGAAAGGUACGUUCCUUGGAAAAUUCUUUUCAGAAAUGUUAAGGACACGGCUGAGAAGCCGGCUGGUCCAUGGCACGGUAGAGGCUAUCCUCAGCAGCUUAAGGCUUGUUCGUAAUUGGGCAGCCACGCAACAAAAAAACAGUGAACUAAGAAUUUUUAAAAUAAAAUUAACCUAAUGCUUUAAAAAUGGCAAGUAAGUUCUCUGCUUAAAAUACACUGGUAUUUCUUUCGAUGCUUUUUAAUUGCCUUUAUUCUUAAUAUUCUCUUUAGACUUCUUUGUCAAUAACACUAGCAGGUGCUUUGUGUGCAUUUUAUGUGUGUGCAUGCAGCAUUGUUUUUGUCUAAAUACACACACACGCUUCUGCUGCAUUCAUUAAACCUUCCUUCCGCCGCCAAGGAAGUAGUGGUGACAUUAAUCUCUUCAAUUUAUUUUAUGUUACAAAUGUUAUGAAUACUGAAUUGUGCGCAUUUCUGAUGAUAGUGGCUAACCCUGCUGUAUCUACUUGUAGUUACCAUUUAGACCUGGUAAGCAAUCGGUAUUUUCAACAGGUGACUUAGUUUUAGGGUUUGGGCAUGCUUUGGCCUAUACAGCAUCUAGAACGUAGCCAGCUGCCAGUGUUCUCCACAAGUUCGAGCACGGUGUUACAAAGGGAUCUAAUUUCCAGUGCUCUACAACUGGGCUUUUUUCCUAGGCAUCAUUCUCAAAUAUGAUUGUAUAGCUGGAAAAAUUACAAGACUUUGUGUUACCCUGGUUGGAACUGUAAGGUGCUAAGAGUUAGUGAUUUUUGAUUGCAGCUCUCUGAAUUCACUUAGUUCCAAAAUGUGACUGAAAUAAGAUUUUAUUGCAUCACAUGUAGAAGUUUGUGAUAAGGCGUUUUUCUGUCCUUGCACCACUCUUAGGCAUUACAGUUAGAUUUUUUUCUUGUUUCAAACACUAAGAGAACUAUACGGGGGUUUUGUGGCCGUUCGUUUUUCUUCCCCCCAACACUAAUACCUUUUUUUACCCUCUCAAAAGGUAUUCAAGGCAUUAGACCCAAGUGUAAUCUAUUCAGAGCGAGUGAAGCUAUUGGAAAAGUGGAUGGUGUUAGCCUGGGGAUGUCAAGAGUGCCCUCUAUUUCAGAGAGAGAGGAGAAGUUUGGUUUGCAGGAUGGUGUCUGAAGCCUGGGGAGAAAUGAGCCGGCAGACUGCUACAGCACUACCUACAGGUACUUCAAAGUGUACGCCAUCCCAGAGAGUGCCUGCCCUGACUGGCACUACAGCUUCCAAUAAUGACUUGGCUAGUCUCUUUGAGUGUCCUGUCUGUUUUGACUAUGUUCUGCCACCAAUUCUUCAGUGUCAGAGUGGCCACCUUGUUUGUAGCAACUGUCGCCCCAAACUUACGUGCUGUCCAACUUGCCGAGGCCCGCUGGGCUCCAUUCGUAACCUGGCUAUGGAGAAAGUUGCCAAUUCUGUACUAUUCCCGUGUAAAUAUGCCUCUUCUGGAUGUGAGAUAACUCUGCCACACACAGAAAAAGCAGACCAUGAGGAGCUAUGUGAGUUUAGGCCUUAUUCCUGUCCAUGUCCUGGUGCUUCGUGUAAAUGGCAAGGUUCUCUGGAUGCUGUAAUGCCACAUCUGAUGCAUCAACAUAAGUCAAUUACAACACUUCAGGGAGAAGAUAUAGUGUUCCUUGCUACAGACAUUAAUCUUCCUGGUGCUGUUGACUGGGUUAUGAUGCAGUCUUGUUUUGGCUUUCAUUUCAUGUUAGUAUUGGAGAAACAGGAAAAAUAUGAUGGUCACCAGCAGUUCUUUGCGAUUGUACAGCUGAUAGGAACACGCAAGCAAGCAGAAAACUUUGCUUACCGACUCGAGUUAAACGGUCAUAGGCGGCGACUGACUUGGGAAGCAACUCCUCGAUCUAUCCAUGAGGGAAUUGCAACAGCCAUUAUGAAUAGUGACUGUCUAGUCUUUGACACCAGCAUUGCACAGCUCUUUGCAGAAAAUGGCAAUUUAGGCAUCAACGUAACUAUAUCGAUGUGUUGAAAUGGCAAUCAAACCUCUUCAGGCCAGUGUUUAAAACCAUUGCAUUUAAUUUAGCAGAAACUAGGGUAACCAUCGUUGACUGUCAGACAAAUUAUUUGGUAGGUGGAGGAUAGACAUAUAUGAAGGUGAAUAAAAGGAAAGGCUGUUAAAUUACAGGAAGCAGUUGCAUGUAGUAACACUAAUAUAUUUAAAAUAAGUCAACAGUAAACCACUGAAAAUAUAUAUACACCCAAAAUGGGCAUCUUUUGUAUUAAGAAUUGAUUCUACAGGAAAUGUUGUAAAAUAAUUCUAAAAACUUGUUUGUAGAUUGAUUGUACUGUUGAAAAGGAUACUGUUUCGUGUUUUUGUUUGUGUUCUUUUCCUCCCCCUUUGACUGACAAGCCAUGUUGAGCGGUUUGGGCUUUGGCCGCUGCUUCCCGCGCCCCACCUCCCCCCUCCUUUGUAAGUCACUACAUAGUAUUGCUGCUGUUUGUGUAUAUUUUUUGUGUAUUUGCUAAUUUUUAUUAACUUCUAGUUUUUCAUUAAAUAAAUAUGACUUUCUUUUCUGUAAUUCAGGUUUUUCUCUUUUUUUUUGUAUCUUUAAAAACUAACUACAGGUGUCAUCUUUUGAUAUGCAUAAUUGCUAUGGUAAAAUUAAUAUUUCUGUAUGUUUGGUAAAUUUUGUCUCUUUCCAGUAGUCAGUCAAUUGGUGAUACUGUUCUUAAUUGAGCUAUUUUGUGAAUGUACUGAACUUGAAAGGAGUAAUUAUGUUCAAAGAUAUAUCAGGAAAGAAAGCUCCUUUAAAAACAGGUCUAGAUGUUGUUGUACUUUGAGUUAUGAUCUGACAAAAAUGAAUUACAAAGAUUUUUCCACAUUUAAAAAAAAAAUCCCGUUUCAAAUUUAGAGAUGCUUAGAAACUCUAUUGCAUCCUUCUAUUUGUUGGCUUUCCAGUACAAAGAAGGUAUUGUCUUACACAAGAUUUGUAACUAUACAACAGGCCAUUUGUUUUAAAAGAAACAAAAACACCAAAAAACGAAGAAAGGGCAGUCAGAAGGAGAUGUUUGCAGUCUUUUUACAUUUCUCCUUAAGAGAAUACCUGGCAAAUUUAAGAACAAUUUUUUUGCAUUGUGCUUUAGCUCAAAGUUUGACACACUACUACUCUCGCUCACUUUCUUGUCCUCCUGUCUCUUGGUUGUUACUGAAGUAAUUUUCUUGAACUGAUUUUUGUAUAUUAUUUUGGUGACAUGAUACACAGUCAAAUGCAAGUAAUCUCUUACAGAUAUGAUUCACCAGCCGUAACAGCUUUUGUAAGAUAUGGGCUUUGUGCAGACUGCCUUUAUGUGAAAAAAUUAACCAUGAAUGUAUAUGGUAUUUGUGUUACAAAACAGAUGCAAAGGAAGAAAAAAGGAUAAGGUGAAAAGGUGUUUCAUCUCAAGCUAUUUAAAGGAAAUCUUUGUCAAACCUAGUAGUAAUGGACAUCUGUUUGGAGAGGUAGCCUGACUAUUAAUUCCUUUUGUAACACAUUAAAAUAUGGUUUAUUUACUGUG
This is a messenger RNA of Numida meleagris (helmeted guineafowl), 5666 nucleotides long. It is a transcript of the gene SIAH1, whose product is annotated as siah E3 ubiquitin protein ligase 1. The transcript is spliced from 2 exons. Gene Ontology annotation, biological process: proteasome-mediated ubiquitin-dependent protein catabolic process; multicellular organism development. Lineage: Eukaryota; Metazoa; Chordata; Aves; Galliformes; Numididae. Gene Ontology annotation, cellular component: cytoplasm. Gene Ontology annotation, molecular function: ubiquitin conjugating enzyme binding; ubiquitin protein ligase activity; zinc ion binding. The coding region runs from base 3199 to 4140 and encodes 313 amino acids. The record is from RefSeq and is a predicted model, not a curated record.